Molecule: messenger RNA, 3805 nt
Organism: Vicugna pacos (alpaca)
Lineage: Eukaryota; Metazoa; Chordata; Mammalia; Artiodactyla; Camelidae
Gene: USP30
Product: ubiquitin specific peptidase 30
Biological process (GO): protein deubiquitination
Cellular component (GO): cytosol; nucleus
Molecular function (GO): cysteine-type deubiquitinase activity
Source: RefSeq, a predicted model, not a curated record
AGCCCGUCCUCGGCCUGCCUUCCCCGGAGGAGCUGGAACGUUGGCCGCGGGUUCCGCCGCCUCGGGAGCCCUCGGAACCCUGGGUCCAGCCGCGGUGGUAGCGGCGGGGGCGGCUGCGGGCCUCCCGCGCAGCCGCGAUGCUGAGCUCCCGGACGGAGGCGGCGAUGACCGCGGCGGACAGGGCCAUCCAGCGCUUCCUGCGGACCGGGGCGGCCGUCAGAUAUAAAGUCAUGAAGAACUGGGGUGUCAUCGGCGGGAUUGCCGCUGCCCUGGCAGCAGGGAUAUACGUGAUAUGGGGUCCCAUUACAGAAAGAAAGAAGCGUAGAAAAGGGCUGGUGCCUGGCCUGGUCAACUUGGGGAACACCUGCUUCAUGAACUCCCUGCUGCAGGGCUUGUCCGCCUGCCCCACUUUCAUCACGUGGCUGGAGGAGUUCACCACCCAGUACACCCGAGAUCAGAAGGACCCCGCCCAGCACCAGUGUUUAUCCUUAACACUGUUGCACCUCCUGAAAGCUUUAUCCUGCCAAGAAGUUACUGAUGAUGAGGUCUUGGAUGCGAGCUGCUUGUUGGAUGUCUUAAGAAUGUACAGAUGGCAGAUCUCCUCAUUUGAAGAACAGGACGCUCACGAACUGUUCCACGUCAUCACCUCGUCACUGGAGGAUGAACGGGACCACCAGCCCCGGGUCACACAUUUAUUUGACGUGCAUUCCCUGGAGCAGCAACCUGAAAUUACUCCCAGACAGAUAACCUGCCGCACCAGAGGCGCUCCUCAUCCCACAUCUAAUCACUGGAAGUCUCAGCACCCUUUCCACGGAAGACUUACUAGUAACAUGGUCUGCAAGCACUGUGAACACCAGAGUCCCGUUCGAUUUGAUACCUUUGAUAGCCUUUCACUAAGUAUUCCAGCUGCCACAUGGGGUCAUCCACUGACCCUGGACCACUGCCUUCACCACUUCAUCUCGUCGGAAUCAGUGCGGGAUGUCGUCUGUGACAACUGUACGAAGAUUGAAGCGCAAGGGACAUUGAGCGGGGAGAAGGUGGAACACCAAAGGACCACUUUUGUCAAACAGCUGAAACUAGGGAAGCUCCCCCAGUGCCUGUGCAUCCACCUCCAGCGGCUGAGCUGGUCCAGCCACGGCGCGCCCCUGAAGCGGCAUGAGCACGUGCAGUUCAACGAGUUCCUAAUGAUGGACAUCUACAAAUACCGCCUCCUUGGACACAAGCCAGGUCCCUGCAGCCCCCAGCCGCGCGACGACGCGGGGCCCGUGCUGGACCUGCAGGACGGGCCGGCGGCCCCCAGACCAGGUCGGAACCAGCCUGGGGGCCGCAAAACACAGAUUUUCAUGAAUGGCGCCUGCUCCCCGCCUUUCUUGCCCACCCUGCCAAGCCCGGUGCCCUUCCCCCUCCCAGCCGUUCCCGACUACAGCUCCUCCACGUACCUCUUCCAGCUGAUGGCGGUUGUCGUGCACCACGGAGACAUGCACUCCGGACACUUCGUGACCUACCGGCGGUCCCCGCCCUCGGCCAAGAGCCCUCUGUCCACCAGCAGCCAGUGGCUGUGGGUUUCUGACGACACCGUCCGCAAGGCCAGCCUGCAGGAGGUCCUGUCGUCCAGCGCGUACCUGCUGUUUUACGAGCGCGUUCUCUCCAAGAUGCAGCACCAGGGGCGGGAGUACAAGUCCGAAGAAUGAGCCUGCGCCGGCCCCAAAGCUAGAGCUGAUGGCACUGUCCAAACUGUGCGUGUCUGUGCGUGUGCGUGUGCCUGCGAGUGUGUGUACGCAGCUCCACUAGACUCCUCCAGCCUCCUGGUGUGUUCUUAGAGCAGGUUUCACAUGGGAGCCAGAGGCCCCGAUUCAAACCCGAUCCGGCUCCCCGCACUGCCCCGCUGGUGUGCGCUGGAGGGCACCAUCGCCCUGUUAGGAAGGCAGUCCUUCUGUGUAGAGCGUCUCGUUACUCACCUGAUACAGGUAAUUAAAGAAACCAGACUCUGGAAGCCCCUUUUUUGUACCCUGCUGUGUUAGGUGUUCUCAGAGGGGAGUUAACUUUGUCUGAGCCCCUGAUGUUUCAGCAUAGAUCUCUUAUUUUUAAUAAGCUGGCCCGUAAAAAUGGUUGAAUUAGUGAAAUUAUUAAAGGCAACAAUUUAGAAGAAAAAGUGCCUUUCACUUUUCAAUUGCUUUUGUAGCACAUCCCUUCUGGAAAAAUCCACAUUAUCAGAGAGUCACAGAAACAAGUUUUUGAAAAGCUCUGUUCCUCCCAAAGUUAACUGAAUGGAGAGCAAAAGAAGAGUUAAAGAUGCCUAAAGCCUACCACCUUCCCUCCUUUUUGUAUGUCUUUUUCUAACCUUUCAAUUCUUUAUAUAUGGUAAAAGCUCAUUUCCAAAUCUGCCCCUUGAGGAGGGCCUCUCACCGCUUGGUCAGUGACCGGUGAACCGCUUUCUGGCUGCUCCUGUUUUUUGUACAGCGGACUUGGAAAUGUGGGUACCGUGGCCCAUCGGGCAUGUGAACAGCUGGAACUCAGCGGCCUCCUGUCUCACUUACGACUCCUCUGCUCUGUGGGAAACCCUUUCUCACACACAGAUCCCCCAUGGACAGCGAUUCUCAUCCGCGUAUUCAUCGCCCAUGCAGAGCUCUUAAGGUUUACAGGCGGGGCCGGCAGGGGCUGGGCCACAAAGACAAUACCGGCCUCCCUCUGAGAGCCAGAUUCAGAACAGAGGGCCCUGGCCCCGGGGCUGCAGCCUCUCUGGACCUCAGUUUCCUCGUCUGUAAAGUGAAGAGUUAAACUCGACGACCAUCGGAGUUACAGGCCUUCCCACAAAGAACAAGUUGAAAGAAGUUUUAGAAAAACACCGUUUAAACAUAGAACUCCAGCUAAUACCUGGUACUGUCGCUCUGUCGCAGGUCCACACUCCCAGUGCAUUCAGCCCCGGCAGCCUCACACAAAAAGACUACUGAGUGUCUCCUCCCCCUCCAGGUAAGUCUCACAGAUGCAGCCCAGGCCGGAAAGAAUUUUGACAUCACAGCGGUCUAUGUUUUAGCGAGAUUUUUUAUUUUAAAAAAAAGGAUACCAAAUUUAGACAGACUCUUCAGAGAUAAGAUCUGGAAUCAGACGCAUCCGAAAGGUCACUAGGGGUAAGGCUAAGAACUGCUCUGUCCCUGGUGGGUGCGAGCUGGCGGACACCUGCAGACAGUGCCUUGGGGUCAGGCAUAAGCGCCAGAGGCCCAGGGGACCACCGUCCCACCGGCCAGCGUGCGUCCCGAGGACCCAGAGCACUCGCUCCCAACAGACUGUCCUGUGAAGGUUCUUGAGGCCGCGAACGUCAGGGUGAGAGGAGCAGCGUGGAGCUUCUGAUCUGUUGGUGGCAGGUUGUAUAUGAGUCCGGGGGAACAAAUGCUCAACUGCGUGACCUCCAGCUGCCUUGCAAAGCUGUAGCUCUGGGUACCACUGUCCCGCCACUGCCUCCUCUUUGAAAUCUGCCAUUAAAGAGAUACUGGGUGCCUCAUCCUCUGGACGUCUCCUUGUCAGGUCUCUGGUCACAGGUCAGGGGCAGAGCCUCAGCUGUAAAUGUGAAUGAUAUCCAUGCAAAGUCUCUUCUCCUGACUUCCUCAUUUUGUAAAUUAUUAGGCAGUUAAGUAGCAGCCGAGUCAUCUUAUUUCCGGUUUUAAGUUAUUUACAGAGUCGCUUCCUUUUGCGAAAACGUACAUUACACUAGUAGUUUCUGGCAUAACAACUGCUGAUUUAUGUAUUUGCUAAAGGCACCUUUUGUAUCUGCUGUGUAUUAUAGCAAUAAAAGAAUCGUUUUGCUAGG